Danio rerio (zebrafish) is the source of this 943-nucleotide messenger RNA. The record is from RefSeq and is a predicted model, not a curated record. NCBI's taxonomy places the organism in Eukaryota, Metazoa, Chordata, Actinopteri, Cypriniformes, Danionidae.
UGUUUGAGUGGGCGGAGCCUGAACACCUGCCCAUCAAAACAGAGGACAGACGACAGCGAGUCGCUCACAGACGACACACACACACUCCAGCAUGUUCAAGAAGAAGGAAUACAGCCCUGCUAAAGCCGGACAGGCGCAGGUGAACGACCUGCUGUCUCUGGUCACACGCUUACAGCAGAGCGCAGAUCAGGUGGAGAAGAACAUCCUGCUGGCCGACAAACUGCUGGAGGAGGAUCUGGAGAAUGAGCGCAGGGGCUCUCCUCUCAGACAGCAGGGUCCGGCCGCUGAGAAUCUGUCUCAGGCUGAGAUGCUGCUGAAGGAUCUGUUCAUGGACGUCAGCAAAGUCAAGAAGCUCCAGCACCCGCAGGCCAGCAUCAUCGAGCGCGAUGUGAGUAACCUGCACGAUCGUUGGUCCAAAUACUGCGGCACAUACAGGCAUCUGUACGGGCAGCUUCACGAGCUCUACCUGCCGCCCGGAGUGGACUGGAGCAAACUGAUGAGUGACAAACAGAAACUCCUGCAGGACGAGGCUUACGGCCCGACUCUGACUGAUGUGGAGAAGCAGAUCGCACAACACAACAUCCUGCACAAGCAGAUAGAGGAGUACCACAGAGCCCUGGAGGACAGCGGAGAUAACUCGUCUGCUCUUCAGAAGCAGUAUGCGGCUCUGCUGGCGUCAUCAGCAGGUCGUCGUGCGCAUCUGUCGUCGCUGUAUGAGCUGAUGCAGGCCUGCAGUAGAGAGCUGCAGUAUCUCAGUGAGCAGCAGCAGAAGAUCAUCAGCAGAGACUGGAGCGACCGCAUCAUCGACAGCGCUGGAGUGCGCAUGGAGAACGAGAGGUUUAAGAACAACGGUCUGCUCACACACGAAAGAGAAGUGAGCAAACUACAGGAGGAGGCCAACGCUCUCAUUCAGGACAAACACCCUGGCGCAGCUGCUGUCAAG